Messenger RNA from Plectropomus leopardus (leopard coralgrouper), 579 nucleotides. The record is from RefSeq and is a predicted model, not a curated record. Lineage: Eukaryota; Metazoa; Chordata; Actinopteri; Perciformes; Serranidae.
AUGCCUAAAUUGACUAAGAUUGCAAACCGUAUUACAGCAGCAGCUGAUGUUGUCGAUGCAGCAAUCUCAGUCGGUGGUCAAGCUGCUGAGCUCUUUCCAACACACCAUCAGUGUUCCAUUGAUAGAAUAAAUAAAAGCUCUAACUACACCCUCUGUAACCCCAGUGUAUACAUCGAAAGUGGUUUCUGCACCCAACCUUUGCCACCGAGUAUCGACCCGACUUCACCUGGGAGUGCACUGUUCACCAAGACUGCCAAGACAGCUCGAGGAGCUGUUGGCGUCUUCACUUACGAUCUCCUCGACAAAUCUACAAAGGAGUCCACAGAGAAAAUAGCUGUCAUGUUCUCUGUGCCCUACGACUUCAACCUGUACUCCAACUGGUACGCAGUGGGAAUCUUUGACAAGAGCAAAGAGUGUAAUCAUGAUCUGAAUUAUCAGAUGUACACCAACACUCACCACAUGUUGACCAGGAAAAAAGCAGGCCUCAGUGUCAGUCACAGCAAGGAUCGAGUUGCCAUCAUGGUAUCAAUGACAGACUCUUACCAGCCUGUCAUGAAGGUGGAAGUUAAAGAUGGCUGA